UUGGUUGAUAAAAGCAAUGAACAAGUUAGCAACGCGAUUUGUGCGGAUAAAGUUAAAGAUUUAGAUAAGGAAAAGAAAUGCUCAAAGGGACUAGAAGCACUUGUUAAGAUGAACAAGGAGAAUAUUGAAAAGAUUGAUGAUUUCUAUAAACUUCAUGAUAAUUUUGGCAAUUAAACAAACAAAAGCAUGGAACGAAUUUAAAGAGAAAAUCAAAAAUAUUUUUACCGUUGAAAUUGAGACCCCAAAAAUAAAAUUUGAAAAACAAAAAGUAAAGUUUACACUUAAAAAAGACGAAUUCUUUUCUGAAAUUGUUGACAAAAUUAAACUUUAUCAUGAAAAAAUUAACAGAGAAGAUAAAGUAACUGAUGCUGCUGAAACAAUUUAUGCAUUUCCGAAAUUGUUUCGGGAUUGGCUGAGAGAGAAAACAAGUGAUUGGAAGGAGCAGCCUGAAGCUACCAAAGCUUUUAAUUAUAUAAAGGAGGAGAUAACCAAGAGUUAUUCGUUAAGGGAGGAGAUAACACGAUUGAAUGCCCAACGAAAUUGGCCUUAUCACUUGUUUUUGCUUCACACACUUUUUGAAUUUUUCGAAUCUAUUUUUACGGAGGCAAGAAAACAAAUUUCAAGUAAAAACAAUGCCGUUAUAAAUCGAAUCUGCGAUGAGAAACUUUCUGAAAAAGAUUCUGAAAAGUGUGUUGAUUGGUUGAAUAAUCAAAGUAAAAUUCUUGAAAAAUGUAAUGUGAAGAUUGGAACGGUUUUUUCUAAAAGAUUUAAAAACUUGUUGGACAAAUGGGAAGAUUAUUCAAAAAAUAUCAAAGGAAUAUUUGAAGUUGAGAUUGUGGCUGGUGAUGCACCUGCACCUACUCCAGAAGCUCCGAAAGUUCGAAAGGUUAUAAAAAAAGUUCGUGGUAGAGAGUAUUAUCACCCAGAAAGUUUUGAAUACAACCCGGAUGAGUAUAUUUAUGACCAUCCUCGUCAUUAUGGCCCUCCUCGUCAUCAUGGUGAUUAUCGUUUUAUGCCGUAUGGCGAUUCAUUUGAAGUCAAAGGAAACUACCAUUACAAAUCGAGUCCGAAACGAAUGAAAUAUAGUCAUCAAGCAACUUACAAAUAUAAAGGGAAGUGA
Molecule: messenger RNA, 1120 nt
Organism: Meloidogyne enterolobii
Lineage: Eukaryota; Metazoa; Nematoda; Chromadorea; Rhabditida; Meloidogynidae
Source: the annotation of a GenBank genome assembly